This is a messenger RNA of Nymphaea colorata (pocket water lily), 1692 nucleotides long. Its product is annotated as indole-3-glycerol phosphate synthase, chloroplastic-like. The coding region runs from base 408 to 1598 and encodes 396 amino acids. Gene Ontology annotation, molecular function: phosphoribosylanthranilate isomerase activity; indole-3-glycerol-phosphate synthase activity. The record is from RefSeq and is a predicted model, not a curated record. Gene Ontology annotation, biological process: L-tryptophan biosynthetic process. NCBI's taxonomy places the organism in Eukaryota, Viridiplantae, Streptophyta, Magnoliopsida, Nymphaeales, Nymphaeaceae. The transcript has 10 exons.
CGUUUCGGCAACGGCAUCAUGUCGCCAUGGCGGAGUUGGAGUCAGAGGCAAAAGGGGCAAUGGCGGUCUCAAAGUCUCAGCAUGGCAGAAGAUCGAGUUCCCGAAUUCAACGUGCCUCACUUGCCACCGUAAUCGCAGGGCUAUUUAAUGCCCCACCAAUUGGGUCUCUCUCUCAGACAUUUACACAACGUCAGCCUCUGCCACAAGGUGCCAAGGUGGAAAGUUCUAUAUCGGGGUUCUCUGCCUCCACAGUCCACACACACACACACACACACACACACAGCGAGAGAGAGAGAGAGAGAGAGAGAGAGAGAGAGAGAGAGAGAGAGAGAGAGAGAUCGUUUUUUUUUUUCCUUUUCGCGAGUUAAGGAUCGGUGCAAGGUAAGGCGGACUUUUGAAGCGGAGGAAUGGAGGGGAUAGCCGUGAAGCCUGGAACUGGUGUCCACCUCCGCAUGGGGUCAUUCCUUAAAUCUACUGACUUCGUCGAGCAGACGAGGUUUCGCUUUGGAGGUCUGACAGGAACCCAUUUCAGGAAGUUGUCUCUCUCGCAUGUGCGGGCUCAACAGUCUAAGGAAGAGCAUGCAACUCUCUCACCAGCUACUGUCCUUGAAUUGACCCCUGCAGAACUAAAAGAGUGGCGUGAGAGUUGCGAGCAAGGUAAUGUGUAUACUAACCAGGGCAUCAAAAUAAGAAGACGUCGGCCGAACGGUCCUCUAUCGCAUGAUGUGGGUCCUUCUCAGUUUCAUUUGCACAUCGAAGGAACCGCUCCUAGGAACAUUCUGGAGGAAAUUAUCUGGCACAAGGACACAGAAGUUUCACUGUUAAAGGAAAGCUUACCUUUGGACACUUUAAGAAAAGCACUGGAGAAUGCGCCACCUGCUAGAGAUUUUGUAGGAGCUCUCAGGGCAUCCUAUCUGCGGACAGGAUUGCCAGCUUUGAUAGCUGAAGUAAAGAAGGCAUCUCCAAGCAGGGGAGUGCUUCGAGAGGAUUUUAACCCGGUUCAAAUAGCCCAGGCCUAUGAAGCAGGUGGUGCAGCAUGUCUCAGUGUCCUGACAGAUGAGAAGUAUUUCCAGGGAAGCUUUAAUAAUCUCGAGGCCGUGCGCAAUGCUGGUAUAAAGUGCCCCCUCCUCUGCAAAGAAUUUAUUAUCGAUGCUUGGCAAAUUUAUAAUGCUCGAGCAAAAGGCGCAGAUGCUGUUCUCUUGAUUGCAGCUGUGUUGCAUGAUCUGGACAUCAAAUAUAUGGCUAAGAUAUGCAGGCUACUUGGCAUGGUGGCAUUAGUUGAGGUGCAUGAUGAAAGGGAAAUGGACCGUGUCUUAGGAAUAGAUGGGAUCAAACUCGUUGGAAUCAAUAAUCGGGAUCUUGAAACCUUUGACGUUGAUAUCAGUAAUACAAGGAGGCUCCUAGAGGGAGAACGUGGUGAAGUCAUUCGCAAGAGGGAUAUAAUUGUUGUUGGGGAGUCUGGGCUGUUUACCCCUGAUGAUAUUGCAUAUGUGCAGAAUGCUGGAGUAAAAGCGGUUCUGGUUGGGGAAUCAAUCGUGAAGCAGGCUGAUCCAACCAAAGGAAUUACAGGCCUCUUUGGCAAAGAUAUCUCUCUUUGAUCUUGGUUAUGGUCUUAUGGUUAUCCAUUAUAACAGGUCCUUAGUUGCAUCAUGAAAUAGAUCAAUGACAAAUCAAUAAAAUUCUGUUGGCUUA